GGGACAUCGGAAAUUAUUACUAUGGCCAGGGUCACCCUAUGAAGCCCCACAGGAUCAGAAUGACUCACAAUCUCCUCCUGAACUAUGGCCUUUACAGAAAAAUGGAAAUUUAUCGACCCUACAAAGCUAGUGCGGAAGAAAUGACCAAAUACCACAGCGAUGACUACAUCAAGUUCCUGCGGUCGAUUCGCCCCGAUAAUAUGUCCGAGUACAGCAAGCAGAUGCAGCGGUUCAACGUUGGAGAGGAUUGCCCCGUGUUUGACGGCUUGUUUGAGUUUUGCCAGCUUUCUACAGGAGGUUCUGUCGCCAGUGCUGUGAAACUCAACAAGCAGCAGACGGACAUUGCGGUGAACUGGGCGGGAGGCUUGCAUCACGCCAAGAAGUCAGAGGCCUCUGGGUUCUGUUAUGUCAACGACAUUGUCCUGGCCAUCCUGGAGCUGCUCAAGUACCACCAGCGAGUCUUGUAUGUCGACAUAGACAUCCACCAUGGCGAUGGCGUGGAAGAGGCAUUCUACACCACCGACCGCGUCAUGACGGCGUCCUUUCAUAAGUACGGCGAAUACUUCCCUGGGACAGGAGAUCUGCGGGACAUUGGUGCAGGCAAAGGGAAAUAUUAUGCCGUCAACUACCCCCUCAGGGAUGGGAUCGACGAUGAGUCCUACGAAGCCAUCUUCAAGCCAGUGAUGUCGAAAGUGAUGGAGACCUUCCAGCCGAGCGCAGUUGUGUUGCAGUGCGGCUCCGAUUCCUUGUCUGGGGACCGGUUGGGUUGCUUCAACCUGACCAUUAAAGGUCACGCAAAAUGCGUAGAGUUCAUCAAAAGCUUUAACCUGCCCAUGCUGAUGCUCGGAGGGGGCGGCUACACAAUCCGCAACGUAGCAAGGUGCUGGACCUACGAGACGGCUGUGGCGCUGAACACGGAGAUCCCGAAUGAGCUUCCGUACAACGAUUAUUUUGAAUACUUUGGGCCCGACUUCAAGCUCCACAUCAGCCCUUCCAACAUGACAAACCAGAAUACCAAUGAAUAUCUGGAGAAGAUUAAGCAGCGCCUUUUUGAGAACCUGCGGAUGCUUCCCCACACGCCUGGGGUCCAGAUGCAGCCGAUCCCGGAGGAUGCUGUGCCGGAGGACAGCGGCGACGAGGACGAAGAGGAUCCCGACAAGCGGAUUUCCAUCCGCUCGUCAGACAAGAGAAUCGCCUGCGAUGAGGAGUUCUCCGACUCCGAGGAUGAAGGGGAAGGUGGGCGCAAGAACGUGGCCAAUUUCAAGAAGGCAAAACGGGCAAAAACCGAGGAGGAGGAGAAAGAGGAAGAGAAGAAAGAUGUGAAGGAGGAAGAGAAGGCAAAAGAAGACACACCAGAGCCCAAAGGGAUAAAAGAAGAAACGAAAACGACCUAAGAAGCUGGUAGCCGGGCCCUCGCUCAGUCCCCAGUUCUCUGCUUUCGACUUCUCUGGCACGCUCCUGUUUCACAAGAUUUGUAUUUUAUGUUUCGGUAGAUCUUUUCAGACAUGUGGGACUUGAGACCGGGACGGUAUUCCC
Pogona vitticeps (central bearded dragon) is the source of this 1536-nucleotide messenger RNA. The record is from RefSeq and is a predicted model, not a curated record. NCBI's taxonomy places the organism in Eukaryota, Metazoa, Chordata, Lepidosauria, Squamata, Agamidae.